Messenger RNA from Populus nigra (black poplar), 1457 nucleotides. RefSeq lists its product as uncharacterized. The record is from RefSeq and is a predicted model, not a curated record. Bases 375 to 1259 code for a protein of 294 amino acids. The transcript has 6 exons. NCBI's taxonomy places the organism in Eukaryota, Viridiplantae, Streptophyta, Magnoliopsida, Malpighiales, Salicaceae. Gene Ontology annotation, molecular function: phosphatidylinositol transfer activity.
UACAUUCCACAACAAAAGGUCCCAGUCACCCUGCCCUGCAAAAGAUUCCAAGUCAUGUCAAGUGGCUCUCGCCCUUUUGCUUUCCCAUUAUAAAUGAACAUAUCAAGUUUCCCUGAACACAUCUCCCUCGCUUUCCCUUUCUCCCGAGUCUGGUUGGGUUCUUCUUUUACGAGAGAGAGAUUAAAUGUACUACUCUACCUAUAACUCUCCAAAACUCUCGAGGACCAUUGUCUAAAUCUAAAAGUCACACCUUUAUUGCCUCCCCACAGAACCCGAAUCAUCCCCAUCACCUAAAAAGUGGCUUUUUAAAUAAGCUCACCACUAUAGAAUCCGGGAGAGCUCUCUUUGUUUUGCUUCACCACUCACAAGUCAACAUGUUUCGAAGAAAGCACUCUCAGAAUCAUCAGGAGAAUGGCCUUGCAGAACAAGAAGCAAAGGUCAGUGAACUCAGGGCUGCUCUAGGACCUCUUUCUGAUCGAAGUGUAAAGUACUGCACUGAUGCAUGCCUGAGGAGAUAUUUAAUAGCGCGGAACUGGAAUGUCGAGAAGGCAAAGAAAAUGUUGGAAGAGACACUCAAGUGGAGAGCAACUUAUAAGCCUGAAGAAAUCCGCUGGCAUGAAGUAGCUCAUGAAGGCGAGACUGGUAAAGUCUCCAGAGCAGAUUUUCAUGAUCGAUCUGGGAGGACUGUGCUCAUAAUGAGACCAGGAAUGCAGAACACAACAUGUGCAGAAGACAAUGUCCGCCAUUUGGUUUAUCUUAUAGAGAACGGUAUUCUUAACCUUGGUGAGGGUCAAGAACAAAUGUCAUGGUUGAUAGACUUCACUGGAUGGGGUUUGAGCGUCAAGGUCCCCAUCAAAACUGCUCGUGAAUGCAUUAACAUCUUACAGAACCAUUACCCUGAGAGACUUGCUGUUGCAUUUCUUUAUAAUCCGCCUAGAAUAUUUGAAGCAUUUUGGAAGGUUGUCAAGUUCUUCCUGGAUCCAAUUACUAUCCAGAAGGUGAAGUUUGUUUACCCAAAAAAAGAAGAUAGUUUCGAGCUCAUGAAGUCUUUCUUUGAUGUUGACAACCUCCCAAACGAGUUCGGGGGAAAAGCCACACUGACGUACGACCAUGAAGAGUUCUCACGACUAAUGGCCCAGGAUGAUGUAAAAACAGCCAAGUUCUGGGGAUUAGAUGAAAAACCAAGCCACAUUGCUAACAGUCACUCGGGGGCACAGGUGGCGCCAGAGCCAACACCUCUUGCACUGCCGGCUAGCUAAGUCUGGCUGAUGCUUGGACUAGUAGGCAAGAGACCAGAGACAUGGACAGUGUAGCCUGGACUAAAUUAACUGAUACUUCAUUAUCAAAUCUCAUAAUGGAACUUGAAAAAACGUUGAGGUGAAUAAGCAUUAUGUUGUUAUGCUAAUGUUUACUUCUAACUAUUAAAAAUAAUAGUCAUCCACUGCUUCUUCCUCUUU